Molecule: messenger RNA, 474 nt
Organism: Kalmanozyma brasiliensis GHG001
Lineage: Eukaryota; Fungi; Basidiomycota; Ustilaginomycetes; Ustilaginales
Exons: 2
Coding region: 1-474 (157 amino acids)
Source: RefSeq, a predicted model, not a curated record
AUGAAGCUCACCGUGAACGUGAACCUGCUCGCCGUCGCUGGCCUCUUCAGCGCCGCUGGCCAAGUGUGUGGCAAAUGGCUGCAGACAGAUGCGGACCUCAACUACUGGCAGUUCUGCCGCUCGGACGGGUCGCACUACGACACGUCGCACUACGACACGUCGCACGUGUGUUUCUCCGCGCCCUCGGACUCGUUCGCCCGACAACUGGCUGGUCAGGACGGCUGGAUCGGCUACCUCGGCCAUGAUCUCAACCAUUUCGUCGUACCAUAUCAGAGCGGCCAGGACGAAGUGAAGCUUGUAGGCAACAAGUUUGUCGUCCACAUCUCCUAUUGGAUCACUUCGCCGGGCUACGCUUCGUACGAGUGCGCCAUCGUCUCAGUUCGCAGGCGCGGAGGCACACACGAGGGCGCUACGAUUGCUGACCAGCUGGUCUGCAAGGGUCAGAUGAUGAACCUUCCCCAGGAGAUGGCCUGA